Molecule: messenger RNA, 4623 nt
Organism: Rhinolophus ferrumequinum (greater horseshoe bat)
Lineage: Eukaryota; Metazoa; Chordata; Mammalia; Chiroptera; Rhinolophidae
Gene: POPDC2
Product: popeye domain containing 2
Exons: 4
Coding region: 402-1508 (368 amino acids)
Cellular component (GO): sarcolemma
Molecular function (GO): cAMP binding
Source: RefSeq, a predicted model, not a curated record
CAGAGAGCAGGAUGUGGCCCCUUUAUUAUCCUUCACUGCUGACAUUUUCAGGCGCCUAGUCCUAGCCUUUCUUCGGGACAACUUUGGUUUUCUGCUAAGGGCCAAAUGUGAAGACUGGCUUAAGUAUCCUGGAUCCAAGAAAGCUCGCCAGACCUCUGCCGGGAGUGCCAGAGCCUUGCUGAGGGAGAGAGGAAAAAAUAGUUUUUAAAUUCUCCAUGAAGUGUAUACCAUGUUCUGCCAUUCAUUACCAAAGCCGCUGGAAGCAUUGCUCUCAGGAAAGGUGGAGCGGGUGGUGAGAAGCCGGAGGUGAGAAGACACCUGGGAGGACAGACUAAUCCACUUCCUGCAUUUCCUAUGUAAGGACAGUGUUAGAGCCGGCAGGGCUUUGAGACGCCCUGAAGAUGAGCACCAACAGCAGUACGGUGGGCCAGCUCCUCUGGCAGGGGCCCGUGUGCACUGGCUGGAAGCAGGAUCUGGAAGGAGCUGUCUACCAUCUGGCGAACUGCUUCUUGCUCCUGGGCUUCAUGGGGGGGAGUGGGGUAUAUGGAUGUUUCUACCUCUUUGGCUUUCUGGGCACAGGCUACCUGUGCUGUGUGCUAUGGGGCUGGUUUGAUGCCUGUGGCCUGGACAUUGUCCUCUGGAGUUUACUGCUGACAACAGCCUGCCUGCUCCAGCUGGCACAUCUGGUAUUCCGCCUGCACGAGGACACCCUCCCUGAGGAGUUCGAUCUCCUCUACAGGACACUGUACCUGCCCCUGCAGGUGCCCUUGCAGGCGUACAAAGAGAUUGUUCACUGCUGCGAGGAGCAGGUCUUGACUCUGGCCACUGAGCAGACCUAUGCCGUGGAGGGCGAGACGCCCAUCAAUCGCCUGUCCCUGCUGCUCUCUGGCCGGGUUCGUGUGAGCCAGGAUGGGCAGUUUCUGCACUACAUCUUUCCUUACCAGUUCAUGGACUCUCCUGAGUGGGAAUCGCUGCAGCCCUCUGAGGAGGGGGUGUUCCAGGUCACUCUGACUGCCGAGACCGCAUGCAGCUACAUUUCCUGGCCCCGAAAAAGUCUCCACCUUCUUCUGGCCAAAGAGCGAUACAUCUCCCGCCUCUUCUCGGCCCUGCUGGGCUAUGACAUCUCGGAGAAACUCUACGGCCUCAAUGACAAGCUCUUCGCUAAGUUUGGGCUGCGCUUUGACAUCCGUCUACCCAGCCUCUACCACGUCCUGGGUCCAGCUGCCCCAGAUCCAGGGCCGGAGUCCACCGAAGAGGAUGAGGACGUCCAGGAGGCAGCUGGGGCCCCACCUCGCGCCACGCCCACAAGUGUCCGGCCAGCGCCCCCUUCCUCUCCCACUCCAGCUGCCGCUGACCCUCCUGCACCUCCUUCCCGGGCCAGAAUGUCCCGGCCCGACAGCGGCAUCCUGGGUGAGGACUCCAGCAGUCUGGUGCUGGAGGAUUUUGAGGAGGUGUCAGGAUCAGAAUCGCUCAUGGAUUAUAGGAGUGAUGGGGAAUACAUGAGGUGAGGGGAGAACUAAUAUGGGCGCGGCCACGCUCAGGAUCCCGUCUUCUAGAACUCCUCCCCAGAGCGGUUCUCAAGUUACGUCGAUGGGACAGGCCCCCUUGGCUCCAGUCCACACUCCUGAACUUUGAGGAUCAGUGGACCAUCCAUACUGUGGAAUAUUAAACAUCCAGUGAAUAAAUUCAAUGUAUGUAUAGCACCAGGAAGGCUAUUCAUGAUAUAUUGUUAAAUGACAAAUGAAAAUUGUAGAGUUAUAUGUGUGCUAUGAUUUCACUUUUGUCAAAAACCCAUUUCAUGUAUAUAUAUAUUUGUAUUAACUUGGAGAAAUGUGUGGAAGGACAUACACCAAGCUGUUAACAUGGAUUACCUCAGGGCUAUGGCAACUAUAAGUCUAUAGUUUGACUUGUUACAAUGAACAUGUAUUACUUUUGUAAUUUUUAAAAUAUACAUAGUAAGGUGGGGUGGAUUUGGUGGGAGGAAUUAAUAUGAAGGCCAAGAUUGAGAAGAAAUCACCAAUCUGCUUUAAAUGAAUCCUGAUACCCAGACCCUGAAUCACAGUCACGCUUUAGAAAGACCUUGUGGGAUGACGGGGGUCUUUGUUCAAUAAUUACGAAAUAAUCCCAAAGAGAAGAGAGUUAGGAGCUGGUGAGUACAUUUGCUCCACCAACCAAAAAGAGAAAGCAGAGAUUCCUGAAAUUAGAGAUCAGGAAGUCUGAUGCUGAUUCCCAGCAAAGUCCAGGAACAAAUUAUUAAAACUGUGGCUUGUAUAUACUUAGGAAAUAAAGUAGCAAUUCCUAGGAGCCUGCAUGGGUUCCUGGGAAUCAAGUCAUGCUAAAGUUAAAUUAAUCAUAUUCUGUCUUAAAUCAGGGGGUCAUUAUAAAUAUAAAGUAUUGAAACUUUUCUCAUAAUAUGUAAGUAGUCAAGAUUAACAUGCGUUAGGAAUGUAUAUGAAGGUUCAUCCGCAGAGCACUGAUUAAUCUUAAGGAUGUUUCUGAAGGUAGGACUCCACCCUUGACCUUCUUCUCCGUUCAAGUUCUUGGCUAUAGAUGUAGAAAAGGAGUCUAUAAAAGUGUCAUAUAUAAAUAUACAUAUAUAUUAUAUAUGUAAUAAAAUGUAAAUAAUAUAAAAAUUACAUAAAGCUUGGAGGGAGAGAUCAAUAUUCUUGAGGAUAAAAUCAGGAUAUGGAAAAUUCCUGACAACUUGGAGAGACUACAACAAUAAUAUGUAAUAAAAUCGGGUUACAUGGAAAGUUAAAUCACGUUCAAACAAAAAUCAACUCCCCAAGAAAGAUUUCAAGCUGGAUUAAGAAGAAUAUAGCUUUUUAAAAGAGUUGUAGUUAAUCUCAACUGACUCUUGGGCUGGAUUAGUGGAGAAUGACAAUGAAGAACAAGUGAAAAUGUCCUCCUGCUAUGUGCUCUGUGGGGCUACGGCUGUCUGUCACCUGGGACACUGAGCCCAGUCCUGGGCUGUGGUACGAACUGAACAUCUUCGGAUUAGAGAGAACCGAGGGAAGAAGGCUCUGGAAAUCCUACUGGUCCUGCCACUUGAGGGCAGGAGCUGAGUCUCUUGUUCAUUAUUUUUCCUUCUUUCCUGGAAUACUUAGCACAAUGUCUUACGCAUGGUGGUGAAUCUAUUGAAUUACUUCUGUAAUAGUCUCUGCUCAUAAAAAGAUCUCAGCAGAGGUCGCGAGUGACGUGGAUGUGACACCCAAACUCUGCCUUUGCUCUGCCAUCGAGCAGAGUUUCUUGUUAGCAUCUCCCUUUUUCCUAUCCCUACACGUAUCCCACCGACCUAAAGCCAGGUUUCCCAAAGUGUGGGCGGUGUACCCCACAUUGAGCAAGGUGGUUUUAAGGCAUUACAUGGGGAGAUUGGUAUUCAUGUUUUGUCUUUCAACCCACUGCUUACAUAGAGAAGAAAGUCUCUGGUAUUGAUAAGUUUCUGACAUCUCUCUCAUACUUGCUAAUCUUCCCUUCUUAAUAAGAACAAGACAGGCCUAGGGCAUUGAGCCUUCAGCGAGCCACAACAUCCAGUUGAAAGUUUAAACAGUGUUCUCAUGGUACUUAUUUUUAGGAUUAACAUAUGAAAAGGGAAACUGGUUUUCCAUUUAUGGUAAUAUCUAAAUUUUCUGAUGGAAACCGAAAUAAAAUGUAAGAGUCUGAAAGCUCUUUCAAGUGUGCAUAUAUUGACCAAAGCAACACAAGGUCAUGCCUGAAAGCAAAACUGAAAGUAUGAAGAUGGGGAAAACAGCAGGUCACCUCCGUGCAACGCCAACUUGCAUGAAAGAACAUCAUCUUGACCACAGAAGCAUAAUAUAAUUUACAUGCCCUUUGAAACAACAAGCAGCAGGGAAAGCUAAGGAAGAACGGUGUGCUGAGCAAUGUCUCACAGGCUGACAAACAUGAAGCCUAAGGAAUGGGACAUGCAGGCUGAUAUAGCUCAGGGUAAGACUGCCUUGCUGGGAACCCAGGUGGAGUAAAGGGAGGGGGUAAAGAAAAGAGGGGUUUGGGUUUUGAAAAAAUAAAAAAGAGCUCCACGCCUGCCUAUUGGGGAACAUCUUGGUUCUUCAGGCAUGUCAUUCUCCUACUGACUAUGGUGGCCAGUGCAGAACAUAAAGCAUGUAUGUGAGUAUUGUGCAAAAGAAUAUAAAUGGAGCCACUUUAAAAUGGAGUCAGAGCUGCCAUCCCAAGGAACUGAACUGAACUCUGCACACCUGACUCUUCAAGACUUUGGAAUGUUAGGACUGGGCAAAAUGACAUUUGGACUGGGUCUAAAACAACAUCGGAUCCCAAACAACUGUUUGGAAACACAGUAAGAAAGCAGACAUUAUGACUACCAAACUCGUGCUCGCUUCGGCAGCACAUAUACUAAAAUUGGAAUGACUACGAAACUAAAAAUUAAAGACACUCUUUAGAAUUAGCAUCACUAUUUGAGCUUAUCUGCAUUUACAGAAAUUCUUUGCUUCCAUUCAUGUAAUUUUCCCCCUUCCUUUUAUCAUAAAUACUUCUUGCCUUCAUUUCCUCAUUGAAACACUAUUUGGGUUUCUGCCUGAAUCACUGCUUCCCGAAUAGCUAUUCUUUUGGAUCUCAAAUAAAUGCUUGUUGCCUGUCACUUUGGCUUUU